CAAAAAAUGGCGGAUUUAGAAGACGGCGAGUUACCAGAUUCGGACGAAGAGGUUUGUUACGUCUAAAGACGCCACCCUGUCAUAUGUUCCUUUAUCUGUCACAGAUAGUAAAAAGCCAGAUGGAGCCUGCAUGAAUUAUUCACAUGAAGGCGGUGAUGUUCCAUCCUCAUUCAGUGCAAGACAGUCAGCAACCAAAUCCAUAGCAACAACCUAUGAUAACCAUACCUACCGCAGCAGACAUUCACAGCCACCAGCAGACAGCGAGGAUGACUCCUCAGAUACCAGUGAUGAAGACACUGAUCUCUGGCACUGCAAAAAAGCCAAGUACUUUUCUAAACCUCGGGCUCAGAGUAUGGACCUUGCUCAUGAAAUUACCUCCCCUCCUCGGGGAUUGAAGCCACCUUCAAAUGACACAGAUGAAGAUCAAAUGGAUAGCCCUCAGAAGAAGCGGAAGUUGAACAACAUUUGGGGUGCAGUCAUUACAGAACAGACCAUUACCCACUCUUUUAAAAUGGGUGCAAAUGUUGAUAAAAAUGAGGACUGUGAUGAGGAAAGGGAUGUAGAAUCGUAUGAUUACACAAAGGCUUAUGAAGAUGAUAGGCCAUGUAUUGCUGAACAGCGACCAAUUCUGUCUCGAGAAAAUAAUGACCCAUUUGAAAACGUUAUCGAUUCAAUUGAAGAAUUAUAUGAUGGUGACACCAAAAAAGCUGAAAACAGAAAGCGAAAAAGGCAUGUGAAAGAUCGCAUUGGUAGAAAGGACCGCCAUAGCGUUACUGAUAGGCUAGGGGGAAAACAGCAUGACAGUGUGAAGGAAAGGCUAGGUCACAUAGACCCAAACAUUGACAGGAUUGAAGAGGUGACUGAGAGAGAUCCAGACGAAAAGGUGAUCAAGUCCAUAUUGGAUAUGUUACAGGAACCCAACAAAGACUUGUUUGGUAGAAUUGUCAGUGUUAUUGGGAGAAGUUUGGCACUGAAGAUUGCCCACCAAACGGAGGAUGUGGAGUCUGCUGGAGGACUGCUGACUUAUGACGGUGCACGGCGGCGGACCCCAGGUGGUGUUUAUAUACAACUGUUAAAAAAGUGUAGUGAUGUUACUUCAGAACAGACAAAGGAAAUAUUUGCAGAGGAGGAAAUGAAGUAUAAGAAAGAACAGCGGAAGACAAAAAGAGCAAGACGAAGGAGACAAAACCAAUUAAGAAAAAUGUUACCACAGUCAAAAUACACAUCCCAGAACUCUAAAGGAAGUCGGCCACAGGAAGUUGAGAUGGGUAAUGAGAAUAAGCCAGAAAUAGAGGAUUGUGAUGAUGACAGUGCAGAGGAAGUGGCCCAACAGGACAUUGCUCUAGAAAUUGAGGCAGCAAAACAAUUGCAAGUUGAGACACAAAAAAUGGACGAUAAUGACUUCUCAUUGAAUGAUUCUGAUGUAAUUGAUAUUGAACUGGGCGAGUGUGAGACAAUAGACUGACCAUUGCUGUAGUAACUGUGUACCAAACUACUACUAGUCGCACAGUUACUGCUGAGACAAUAGACUGACCAUUGCUGUAGUAACUGGGUACCAAACUACUACGAGUCGCACAGUCCCUGCCGAGACAAUAGACUGAUCAUUGCUGUAGUAACUGUGUCCCAAACUACUACGAGUCACACAGUUCCUGCCGAGACAAUACACUGACCAUUGCUGUAGUAAUUGUGUACCAACCUCCUACGAGU
Molecule: messenger RNA, 1707 nt
Organism: Mizuhopecten yessoensis (Yesso scallop)
Lineage: Eukaryota; Metazoa; Mollusca; Bivalvia; Pectinida; Pectinidae
Product: phosphorylated adapter RNA export protein-like
Exons: 6
Coding region: 131-1465 (444 amino acids)
Biological process (GO): snRNA export from nucleus
Cellular component (GO): nucleus
Source: RefSeq, a predicted model, not a curated record